UCAGGGCCCGCCCAUACCGGGUGGAAGAUUUUCGCGAUGCACUCGCUCAGUUAUCGCUCCUGCCGGAAGUGGCUGCUCUCGGGGCCUACCGUAUGAGCCAUGUAUGGGCCGUGACCUUCAAGGACAGCGACGCAGUGAAAAAGAUUGUCAGCGUUGGAGAGCUGCAGGUCAAAAAGGGCCGGUGUCUCGUCAUCGACCCCGCCGACCAGGACGUACGCAUGAAAGUGCAUUGGCUGCUGCCCAGCGUUCCAGACGAGGACGUACGUCUUGCCCUCGCACCGUAUGGAAAGGUCACCGACGUCGUUCGCGAGCGCUGGCGGGUUCACGGUGUGGCUGAUAAGAACUCAACAACAAGGCUGGUUACGCUGAAGUUGAAGCCGGGCGUAAGGCUCGACGACCUUCCGCAUCAGGUGAGCGUCGCCGGGGAACUGGCUCUCGUGGUUGUGCCGGGCAGGGCUCCUCUGUGCCUACGCUGCCGCGGCACGGGCCACAUUCGUCGCGAGUGCCGUAUUCCACGGUGUGGUGCCUGCCGACGUUUCGGUCAUGAAGACAGUCAGUGCGAGCGCACGUAUGCCAGUGUGACCGGACCUGUGGGCAACGAGGACAACUCUGCCCUACUCAUGGACGAGGCGGACAUGGAGGACACGUCGUCCGCGGCGAGUGAAGCAGCUGACGUCGUGGCAAAGCCGGCGGUACGUCUUGAACAGGAGGAGAAACAAGUCGCUGAGGCUAUUGCCACAGGACACCAACAAGCGACUGCAGAGGGCACCGCGGCCAUGCCGAAUGCUGAAGAGAAGAUCCCACCUGAGACGGAGGUGUCCUCCUGCCUCGUCGAACCUGAAGGCAUGGACACCCUCACAGGCCCAACUAGCCAAACGACGGGGAAACGGCCCUACAACCAGACCGUUAGCCGGACGGCGAAACAGGAUGACAGCGGCGGAGACGAGCCACCGCCCAAAGCGCCAGGUAUAAGGAGGUCGACCUUGAAACAGCGGUCGAACAUUACGGUCGAUCCACGGCAGGCGGGUAAACCGCCUCCGUAAUUCCGUGCUGUCAGAUUCGAGUGGGGUAGGGGGGUUGGUGAGUGCAAUGGCCGUCAUCCUGAGCGCUAGUUUUUUAGAACCUUCCCAGGAGGGGGGGCCCAAGUUGCACUUGAGUGCCCUUUCCGGAAGGUCGAGUUGCGUCUCCUUUAGAGGCAUUACACGUGGUUACCGGUGCACCUUUAUGAGCACUCAUCCUUGUGUAACUGUGAUGGGCACCAUUAUACCGUGUAGCCAUGGCGGUUAAUAUUGAAGGAACGCUACGUGUGGCCACGUUAAAUGUAAGAGGGCUCAGUGCAAGAAGGCGGCAAUGUCAGCUAAGUCGUCUCUUCUUGGAUAAUGACUUACAUAUAGUGGGAAUCCAAGAAACGAAAAUUGAGAGCCAAGAGGUAACAGACAUAAUGGUGUCCAAUUUUCGUGCUCACUUUGAUGUAUGCGUUUGUCACGCUGUUGGUGGAUCAGGCGGCUGCGCUAUAUUCCUACGAAAUCAUUUUGGCAUUUCUGUGCAAUCAGUGUUUUCGUGUGAAAGUGGGCGUCUCUUGGUGGCUGAUUUUUGUUUUCGUGAUGUGGAUUAUCGUGCUAUUUGUAUCUAUGCGCCGAAUGUUGAAACGGAUCGUCGAUCUUUCUUUGAGCGUCUUGAAGCGUACGUAAACUGUUCCAAGGUCGUAAUACUGCUGGGAGAUUUUAACUGUGUUUGCUAUACCGAAGACCGAGCAAAAUGUUCACGCGUUCGUGAUAAGAGUGCCGAAUUUCUAAAUGCAGUGGUGCAUGAUUAUGACCUGGAAGAUGUGGGUAGUGUUUUUGCCAGCGGUACUCGCCCGCGAUUUACCCACUUUCAGCGUGAUAGCCACGCUCGAUUAGAUAGAUUAUACGUGUCAGCCGAAUUAGUGCCCUUAUGUUGUGAAUAUGAUGUGCAAGCUGUAGCAUACAGCGAUCACUGUUUGGUAACUGCCACGUUCGGGAAAAGACAAAGCAAACACCCCUUUAACUGGAAUCUUUGGAAAAUGAAUGCGCAGUUGCUACAUGACGAUGUUUUUGUCGAUGCUGUAGUGAAGGAACUAGAAAACCUGACUUCAGCCAAGCCAGUAAGCUUUGCCAUUCAAUGGGAAGAAUUCAAACAGAGAGUCAAAAUGUUGGCCAUUCAAAGAAGCAGUGUCAUUAGACACAAGCAGAAACAAGCAGAAACAAAUCUUCGCCAGCAACUGCAAUUUUUUAUCAGCAUGGAAAGUCUCGAGCCUGGUGUGUAUGUUGACGAAUUAAAGAAAGUGAAAACUGAACUAGAAAGGAUAGAUACAGAAAAAUAUAAAGCAGCACUUGUGAGAUCAAGGUCUGAGAAGUUGUGGGCGGGAGAAAUUCCAACGAAACGAGCCUUAUCAGAGGAGAAAAGGUACGCAUGUCGGAAAGAAAUCCGCCAGCUAGCUAAAGGCAAUCAUGUUACGCGCGACAAAAAUGACAUCAAACAAGGGAUCGCCGAUCACUUUAAAGCAAUAUUAGGUCACCCGCGGGACCUUAAAGAUAGCUAUGAAAAAGAAUUUCUCUCAUUGAUACCAAAGCUCGAUGAAGAAGUUAGGACACGUCUGGAACUACCAAUAAGCCUGAGUGAGAUAGAGUGCGCAAUAGAUGAGUUGUCCAUCGGUAAAGCACCUGGGCCCGAUGGCUUGGGAGCCACUUUCUAUAAAACCUUCAAGUCUGCAUUGGCCCGCGUACUUCACGAAGUUAUAAGUGAAGCGUUUGAGCGAAAAAGAUUGCCCUUGUCUUUCACAACCUCAUAUAUCGUGCUAAUUCCGAAGAGUGAUGAUGAGCAAAAACUUUUGUUGCCAGGGUCAUAUCGCCCGAUAACUCUAGCCAACGUCGACUAUAAAAUAUUCGCGAAAGCUUUGGCCAAACGACUUCAAAGUGUAAUUAAAACAUUGGUAGGGCCGCACCAGACUUGUGGCAUUAAAGGCCGCAGUAUAACAACAAAUGUACACGUGGCUCGAAGUGUGCUUGAGUGUUGCGAUGCGAUUGGCGACCACGUCGCGAUGAUGCAGAUCGAUUUGGCAAAGGCAUUCGACCUCGUCUCGCACAAGGCUUUGUUCUGCAUACUGGAACAUGCGAAUGUUGGCAACGUCAUAACGGAAGGCGUCACGAUGGCGUACAGAGAAUGCUCAACGCGCAUUAUUGUUAAUGGGGAGCUCACCGAUAGCUUUCGCGUGCGUUCGUCUGUGCGGCAAGGAUGCCCGCUGUCACCCCUUCUAUUUGCUGCUUAUCUCGAACCACUCUGUUUGGCGAUCAGAAAUAACGAGCGCAUAGCAGGCUAUCGGCUGCAGGCAGCACACGUAAAAAUCUUGGCAUAUGCCGACGAUAUCGCGAUUUUCUGCACAAACACAGCCAGCAUUAAGGAGGCCACGACUGUCGUUGAAAAGUUCUGCGAUUCAACUGGAGCCCAGAUAAACUGGGAUAAGAGUUACGGCUUCUGGCAUGGUAGUUGGAAAGACACGCCGGAGGCCCUUUAUCGAUUGAAGUGGUCGUCGUUACCAACGCAGUACUUGGGUGUGCCUCUCGGAAGUUACCGUGAACCUGAAUCGUACUGGCUCGAUCAAGCUUCGAAAGCAAAGGAAAAGGCUGACGGGUGGAGUGGAAAGCAAUUGUCAAUGUUUUCUAGAGCCACUGUCUGCAACCUCUUUUUAGUAUCUAAGAUAUGGUACGUUAUGAAUGUGUUGUGUGCUGCGAGGGUAAGCGUACAAAAAAUUCACCGAGUUUUCGCUACAUUUAUUUGGGCGUCUACCUGGGAGAGGAUGAGUCGAACGAACUUGUUCCUCCCUGUCAAGAAAGGUGGGCUUGGUCUAGCUCAUUUGUUUCUGCGACAAGUCGUGUCACGUUUUGUGUUUUUACGGGAUCAAAACGAUCCGUUUCUCCGAACAGUGAUACAGGUACGGCUGUGUAGACAAAUUCCAGGAUUCAUUGUUUCGACUGUUCACAACAUGCCAGGAGCUGUGACUGGUUACCUGCGUGAAGUGGUAUGGUCAUAUAGGAUGUUGAAUGUACGUUUUUCACAGCUAUACCUGUCAACCGUUACAAGGAAAAAGUUAUACAGAGAUCUCGUGGACACGAUGUUCCCUGCACCUUUGUACCGUCUUCCACACCGUGGAGGCCCAGGACAAGAUGUCUUAAAGAGAGUAAAAAAAAUGCCAAUACGGCCGUCGGCUAAAUCUUUCUUCUUCAAAUUACACACAAACACAC
Messenger RNA from Dermacentor albipictus, 4262 nucleotides. NCBI's taxonomy places the organism in Eukaryota, Metazoa, Arthropoda, Arachnida, Ixodida, Ixodidae. The record is from RefSeq and is a predicted model, not a curated record.